GACGAUUGCAGCUGGGCCGGACUCUUCUCCUUCCAGGACCUCCGGGCCGUCCACCAACAACUGUGCUCCGUCAGCGGGGAGCUGGAGCCGUGCCUGCCCUCCUUCCCCGAGGAGCCGUCCGCCGUCUGGUCGGUGCUGUUCGGGCCCCCGGAGCUCAGCGAAGACGAUGUGGAGGAACUGUGCCGCCGCCUGCAGCUCUACCUGGGCCAUGCCCUGGACACAUGUGGCUGGAGGAUCCUCUCCCAGCUCCUCUUCACCGAGAACGACGACCCCGAGGAGUACUAUGAGAGCCUCAGCGAGCUCCGCCACAACGGCUACGAAGAGGUGCUCAGUCGGGCCCGCCGGGGGCUGCACGAGCUGCUGGAAAAGCACAAAGUGACAGAAAACAUGGUUGACCUACUGCAGUUGUAUCAGAUGGAAGAUGAUGCUUACAAUGCUGUUGUAGAAGCCACUACAGAACUUUAUCAAUAUCUUUUACAGCCAUUCCGAGAUAUGAGAGAGCUGGCAAUGUUACGAAGGCAACAAAUAAAGAUUUCCAUAGAGAACGAUUAUUUAGGCCCUAGAAGAAUUGAGAGCCUGAAAAAAGAAGAUGCA
Messenger RNA from Staurois parvus, 594 nucleotides. Lineage: Eukaryota; Metazoa; Chordata; Amphibia; Anura; Ranidae. The record is from the annotation of a GenBank genome assembly.